Molecule: messenger RNA, 1888 nt
Organism: Ictidomys tridecemlineatus (thirteen-lined ground squirrel)
Lineage: Eukaryota; Metazoa; Chordata; Mammalia; Rodentia; Sciuridae
Gene: Gal3st3
Product: galactose-3-O-sulfotransferase 3
Biological process (GO): glycolipid biosynthetic process
Cellular component (GO): membrane
Molecular function (GO): galactosylceramide sulfotransferase activity
Source: RefSeq, a predicted model, not a curated record
CUCAGGGCCCCCGGCGCCCUGGGAUCGUGCAGAUUUCAGGACAAGAGGCCGGUGCGAACAGGGCCAACCCCGACCUGGGUCGGAGGCCCAGGCAACCUGCGCAGCAAGACACCCAGGAGACUGGGGAGUCAUCUGAAGCAUCUGUGAGCAGGAGCCAAGGCCACUCACUGCUCUAAAGACUGGUCCAGCAGCACCACCAUCCACUUGCACCCACCAGCCUCAACACCAGAAGGAAACCCAAUGCAAGUGGCCCCCUGCGGCUCCACUGCCCUGAAUCCAUCUCCAAAAGAGGCAUCUUGCAGGCAGCGCCAAGGCAGGCCUCCUCCAAUGUCCAAGUGGCACCCUCUCUCAGGACCUGGAAUGUUUUGCCUGGCCAAGUGCCCACCCAGAGACAGGGUUCCUGCUUUCAAAUACCUGAAGGUUUAAAUCUAAUCCAGGAUUAAUGGGGGCCAGGGAGAUUGGAAGCCAAGCCCAGGAACCUGGAGUCCUGCUAGGGCCUAGAGCCCAUCUCCUCUGCCCACUGCAAACCUGUCUGCCUCCUUCUCCUGCCAGGCUUCUUGGGAACACUGGCCCUACUACCAGAGCCUCAUGAGCCCCCAUGAAUGCCAGUGAAGGGAGACCUGGCUAAUGAGGCCCUAGCUGGUCAAGGGCUGGGGACUCCACCAUGCCAUCCAUCUUGCAGCGCCUGCAGCAGGCCACGAAGACGAUGAGCCGCAGGAAAAUCCUGCUGCUGGUACUGGGGUGCAGCACUGUAAGCCUUCUCAUCCACCAGGGGGCGCAGCUCAGCUGGUACCCUAAGCUAUUCCCUCUGAGCUGCCCACCCCUGCGGGAGACGCCACCGCGCCCCAAGCAUAUGACAGUGGCCUUCCUGAAGACGCACAAAACGGCGGGCACCACAGUGCAGAACAUCCUGUUCCGCUUCGCCGAGCGCCACAACCUGACCGUGGCCCUGCCGCACCCGAGCUGCGAGCACCAGUUCUGCUACCCGCGCAACUUCUCGGCGCACUUCGUGCAUCCGGCCACGCGGCCGCCACACGUGCUGGCCAGCCACCUGCGCUUCGACCGCGCGGAGCUGGAGCGCCUCAUGCCGCCCGGCACAGUCUACGUCACCAUCCUGCGCGAGCCGGCCGCCAUGUUCGAGUCGCUCUUCAGCUACUACAACCAGUACUGCCCGGCCUUCCGGCGCGUGCCCAACGCGUCGCUCGAGGCCUUUCUGCGCACGCCCGAGGCCUACUACCGCGCGGGCGAGCACUUCGCCAUGUUCGCGCACAACACGCUGGCCUACGACCUGGGCGGUGACAACGAGCGCAGCCCGCGCGACGACGCCGCCUACCUGGCGGGCCUGAUCCGCCAGGUGGAGGAGGUCUUCUCGCUCGUCAUGAUCGCCGAGUACUUCGACGAGUCGCUCGUGCUGCUGCGGCGCCUGCUGGCCUGGGACCUGGACGACGUGCUCUAUGCCAAGCUCAACGCACGCGCUGCCAGCUCGCGCUUGGCUGCCAUCCCUGAAGCGCUGGCGCGGGCCGCGCGCGCCUGGAACGCCCUCGACGCCAGCCUCUACGACCACUUCAAUGCCACCUUCUGGCGCCGCGUGGCACACGCCGGCCGCGCAUGCGUGGAGCGCGAAGCGCGCGAGCUGCGCGAGGCACGGCAACGCCUGCUGCGCCGUUGCUUCGGCGAUGAUCCGGUGCUGCGUCCAGCCGCGCAGAUCCGCACCAAGCAGCUGCAGCCAUGGCAGCCUAGCCGCAAGGUGGACAUCAUGGGCUAUGACCUGCCUGGCGGCGGGGCCGGCCCAAGGGAGAAAGAGCUCAAGGCCAAGGAGGUGGUGGCCCUGGGAUCCCAUGGCAGCUGCAGCUCCAAAGAGGAGAAGGAGGUGACCUACAGAAGAUGA